GGAUGAGAGAUCUAAUGUCUUCCGUCGUCUUAGAAGACACAGUUUACUACGCUCAUAUAUUGAGAAAAUGUUCCAGAUUUCAUAAUGGUUUUCAUAAAAUGACAUGAAUGAGGGACAAGGAUCCAAGAUUUUUGACGGUUUCAAUGAUAAUCUUAUGAUAGACUCCAGAAGACUUUACAAUGGCAUCUCUUUCUGUAGAGGAAGAAAACUAUGUUCGAAUGAGUUUGUUACUGACAGGAAUUUCUCCACGUGCAGCAAGAACCUUAUUUGAUUAUGAGUUUGCUCCAGCAUGUUUAGAAGCCUCACUGAAGAAAGAGUAUAACACACUGUUUGACUUAAAAAAGAAGCACAGAAUCAACCAAUCACAGUGGAACCUUCUGUUUCCAAGAUUUCCUGAUGUACCAGAUUCUAAAAAUUUUGAUGUGACUCUAAUAAUAACAUUACUGAGAAACUUGAUUCCAAUGUCUCCUCCUAGUUGUGGAUUUGACCAUUUACCUGCUGCCAUGGAAACCACACCAGCUGCAGAUUUAGCAAGAAUAAAACACUACAGGAAUAACCUAGCUCAUCUGGAUAAUGGCAAAAUAGAUAUUACUUUCUUCAACACAGCAUGGAAUGAUCUUACUGGUGCCAUUGGAAGAUUAGGUGGUCAACAAAUGAGGCAGGAGUGUGAUCAUAUGAAAACCAAACCUUUAGAUCAAAACAAUGAAGAAAUAAUACUGGACAUCAAACAUUCUAGAAAAGAAGUCCAGUUGCUAAAAGACUCAUUAGAAAGUCUGAAGCUGUCACAUACGGAAAUGAUAAAAUCUCAUGAAUCACUUCAAGAAAACCAUGCAGUUGUGACAAAAGAAAUAGAAGAAAUAAAGAUCUAUCAGAUAGAUACUGUACCUUGGAAUAUUAGAGUUAGAAUUAACAAUACACUUAAAGCCUGGAAGGACCAUGAUGAAGAGAUGUUCAUAAACACAAGAGCUGCCCAGCAUGUAUUCAAAUGUAUACAGGAAAACAGUUGUGUUGCUAUUACUGCUAGUUUUGGUGUGGGAAAAACAUCCACUCUUCGACAUACAGCUCUACAAUUGGCAGAAGAGGGGUACGAUGUUCUUCUUGUGACAGAGCCAAGUGACAUUGUUAGGUUUAACAAUCCAAAUCAGAAAACAUUGUUUGUUAUUGAUGAUUUAUGUGUAAACUUUUCAGUUGACAAGAGUGACAUUAAAAGUUGGGAACCAGUUAUGGAGGAUAUAAAGCAGAUUCUUGAUCAAAAACAUACAAAAAUACUCACAGCUUGUCAGUUACAAGUGUACCAAGAUGAACAGUUUGAUUCUUUAUCAGUUUUCAAGUCAUGUGUAUGUAACAUGUUAUCAGAAAGCAUUUGUUUGUCAACAACCGAAAAGCAUUCAAUAGCUAGGUUGUAUCUCAAAGCAAAAGCCUCUGAGAUUGUUGACUAUUAUAAUUUAUAUGACUGUUUUCCACUUUUAUGUCAAUUGUACCAUGAUAGUCCUAAACUUAAUGUUUCAGAUUUUUUCCAGAAUCCAUUUUCAGUUUAUGAAGUAGAGAUUGACAAGCUACUGAAGAAAGGGUAUCACACUAAAUACUGUGCUUUGGCUUUAUGUGUCAUGUUUAACAACGAGUUGAAUGAAGAAAUCUUGACAGGAGAAGUGAAUGAAGUAGCCAAAACUAUCAUCGAGAACACGUGUGAGUCAUGUCAAUUAGAUAGAGGAACAUCUAGACUUGUUUUACAAAAUGAACUAAACUCACUUACAAAUACAUUCAUAAAAAAAGAACGAAACGUUUACAGGACUAUACAUGAUAAAAUAUUUGACUUUUUAGCUUACUACUUUGGAUGCAAAAUAAUCCCUUGCUUGAUAAAGAACGCAGACAUUGGUUUGAUCAAGGAACGAUUUUUAUUAGAAAGAAAGGAGGACAUGGACAAGUUUAUUACUAUUAUACCACUAAAGUAUCAUCACCUGUACAUACAGAGAAUGAUUGAUGACUGGUCAAAGGGAAAAGUAGAAGAUGUAUUUGAUAACAUCAAUAUGAAGAUACCUCAGUUCAGACAGAAACUUCUCUCCUAUCUGAAAACCCUGAAUGUAUCUCACCAGAGACAGCUGGCAAAUAUCUUUGAUAAACCAUAUAAUCAACCUUUUUAUGUGAGGGUUGAAGUUGAGGAUGAUACCUAUGAUACUGCUUUAUUACAUUAUUGUUAUAUAGGAGAUAUAUCUUUGAUAGAGUGGUGUUGUAAUCAUGGUGUUGAUGUAAACAGGUGUUCCCAUAAUGGCCAGUCACCCAUCAUGAUUGGGUGUGAACAAGGUCAUAAAGAAGUGGUUAAAAUGCUAUUAGACAGAGGAGUAGACUGUAAUAAAUGUGACUGGAGGGGUCAGUCACCUGUAAUGAAAGCUUGUGAACAAGGUCAUACAGAAAUAAUAAAGAUGUUGCUAGACAGAGGAGCAGACUGUAAUAAAUGUGACAAGAAGGGUCAGUCACCAGUAAUGAAAGCUUUUGAACAAGGUCAUACAGAAAUAGUAAAGAUGUUGUUAGACAGAGGAGCAGACUGUAAUAAAUGUGACAAGAAGGGUCAAUCACCUGUAAUGAAAGCUUGUGAACAAGGUCAUACAGAAAUAGUAAAGAUGUUGUUAGAUAGAGGAGUGGACAGUGAUAAAUGUGACACCUGGGGGCAGUCACCUAUAGACAUGGCUUGUGAACAUGGUCAUACAGAAAUAGUAAAGAUGUUAUUAGACAGAGGAGCAGACUAUAAUAAAUGUGACUGGGAUGGUGAGUCACUUGUAAUGAAGGCUUGUAAACAUGGUCAUACAGAAAUAGUAAAGAUGUUGUUAGACAGAGGAGCAGACUGUAAUAAAUGUGACAAGAAGGGUCAAUCACCUGUAAUGAAAGCUUGUGAACAAGGUCAUACAGAAAUAGUAAAGAUGUUGUUAGAUAGAGGAGUGGACAGUGAUAAAUGUGACACCUGGGGGCAGUCACCUAUAGACAUGGCUUGUGAACAUGGUCAUACAGAAAUAGUAAAGAUGUUAUUAGACAGAGGAGCAGACUAUAAUAAAUGUGACUGGGAUGGUGAGUCACUUGUAAUGAAGGCUUGUAAACAUGGUCAAAAAGAAAUGGUAGAUAUGUUAUUAGACAGAGGUGCAGACUGUAAUGAAUGUGAUGAAAAAGAUAAGUCACCUGUAGUGAUGGCUUGUGAACAUGGCCAUACAGAAAUAGUAAAAAUGUUAUUAGACAGAGAGGCGGACUGUAAUGAAUGUUACAGCUUGGAGGUGGCUUGUGAACAUGGUCAUAUGGAAAUAGUAAAGAUUUUAUUAGACAGAGGAGCAGACUGUAAUACAUUUAACUGGUUUCAUGAGUCACUUUUAAUGAAGGCUUGUAAACAUGGUCACACAGAAAUAGUUAAGAUGUUGUUAGACAAUGGAGCAGACUGUAAUAAAUGUGACCGGAUGGAUCAGUCACCUGUAAUGAAAGCUUGUUAUUAUGGUCAUACAGAAAUUGUAAACAUGUUGUUAGACAAAGGAGUAAAAUGUGAUAAAUGUGAUGAAUAUGGUCAGUCAACUGUAAUGAAGGCGUGUAAACAUGGUCAUACAGAAAUAGUAAAGAUAUUGUUAGACAGAGGAGCAGACUGUAAUAUAAGUGACAAAUGGGGACAGUCACCAUUAAUGGUGGCUUGUGAGCACGGUCAUACAGAAACAGGAAAGGUGUUGUUAGACAGAGGAGCAUACUAUAAUAAAUGUGAUGAAGAUGACAAUUCAACUGUAAUGAAAGCUUGUGUACAUGGUCAUACAGAAACAGUAAAGAUGUUGUUAGACAGAGGAGCAGACUGUAAUAAAAGUGAUAAAGAUAACAAAUCACCUGUAAUGAAGGCUUGUGAACAUGGUCAUACAGAAUUAGUAAAGAUGUUGUUAGACAGAGGAGCAGACUGGAAUCAAUGUGACGAAGAUAGCAAGUCACCUAUAAUGAAGGCUUGUAAACAUGGUCAUACAGAAAUAUUAAAGAUGUUAUUAGACAUGGGAGCAGACUGUAAUGAACGUGAUUUGUUUGGUAAGUCACUUAUAAUGAAGGCUUGUAAACAUGGUCAUACAGAAAUCGUAAACAUGUUGUUAGACAAAGGAGCAGACUGCAACAAACGUGAUGCAAAACGCGAGUCACCUGUAAUGAAGGCUUGUAAACAAGGUCAUAUAGAAAUAGUAAAGAUUCUGUUAGACAGAGGAGCAGACUGUAAUAAAUGUGACAGUUGGGGACAGUCACUUAUUAUGGUGGCUUCUGAUAAUGGUCAUACAGAAAUAAUCAAGAUGUUAUUGGACAGAGAAGUCGUCAGUAAUGAAUGUAAGAGGAGGGGUCAGUCACCUCUGAUGAGUGCUACUGAACAUGGUUGCACAGAAGCAGUACAGAUGUUGUUAAACAGAGGAGCAGAUUAUAAUGAAUAUGACAGGGUGGGUCAGUCACUUGUAAUGAUUGCUUCUGAAUGGGGUUAUACAGAAAUAGUAAAUCUGUUGUUAGAUAAAGGAGCAGAUUGUAAUAAAUAUAACAAGAGGGGUCAGUCACCUCUAUUGAUGGCGUGUGAUCGUGGUCAUAUAGAAAUAGUAAAAUUGUUAUUAGACAGAGGAGCAGACACGAAUAAAAGUGACAGCAAUUGGGGACAGUCACCUGUUAUGAUGGCUUGUAAACAUGGGGAAACAGAAAUAGUAAAGAUGUUAUUAGACAGAGGGGCAGACUAUAAUAAAUAUGACAGCUGGGGUCAGGCACCUGUAAUGAUGGCUUGUAAACAUGGUCAUACAGAAGUAGUAAAGAUGUUAUUAGACAGAGGAGUAGAUCAUAAGAGAUGUGACAACUGGGUUCAAUCACCUGUGAAGGUUGCUUGUGAACAUGGUCAUACAGAUAUAGUAGAGAUGUUAUUAGACAAAGGAGCAGACUAUAACAAACGUAACUGGUAUGGUGAGUCACCUGUAUUGAAAGCUUGUGAACAUGGUCAUACAGAAAUACUGAAGAUGCUAUUAGACAGAGGUGCAGACUAUAAUAAAUGUAACAGGAGAAGUCAGUCACCUCUACUUAAAGCCUGUGAACAUGGUCAUACAGAAAUAGUGGAGACUUUAUUAGACAGGGGAGCAGACUAUUUUAAAUGUGACUGUAAUGGUAUGUCACCUGUUAUGAUGGCCUCAUUAAACAGGUACAAUGAUAUAGUCACUUUAAUAAAGGAAAAGUCCAGGAAGAGUUCCAAUUAGUUUAUAUAUGUGAUAAAAUUGUUAAAAUGAUUUUGAAACAUCUGAUAUUACAAAGUAUAUUGACAGGCUUAUAUUAUGUUUGAAUGACGUAUAUAAAUGUGUUGAAGACAAAUGCAAAGUUCAAUACCACUAUACAUGCUAUAGUUAAACAGUAUGUAACUUUUCUUAAGAUAAAUCCUUCGUAAAGAGAUGAGCUACUGUUAUAAAGAUGUAUUCUGACUUUACAAAGAAAUAUGUUGCUACUGGGGACCUUGUUGGUCGGGUAGUUUUAGUAGUUGAUCUACUGUAUCACUAGCCUGUCAAUGCUGGUGUUGUCAGUUCAAAUCCCACCCGUGGCAGGAGUGCACGAUUCCAAUCUUAAUUGACUAGGAUUGUCAGUUUUCCUACCCAAGGUCGUUGUUUCUAUCCGGGGACUCCGUCUCCACCAAACAAUAAAAAACCGCCAUGAAAUAGCAAAAUAGUGCUGAAAGUGCCGAUCAACACCAACCAAUCUAUCAAUCAAUAAGAUACUGUUGUAAUGAUUUUUUCUGAAAUUAUUACGCAAUAUGCUAUUGAUGUUAAGAUUUAUUCUGAUAUUACUCAGCAAUAUGCUAUGGGUGUAAAGAUAUAUUUUGACAGAAUAACACAUAAAGCAAAAUGCUGCUGUUGUAAAUCUUUUUUUGCGGUUAGGGCUUUGCUCAUUGUUGAAGGCAUUACAGUGACCUAUAAUUGUUAAUUUCUGUGUCAUUUAGUCUCUUGAGGAGAUUGUCUCAUUGGCAAUCAUACCACAUCUUCUUAUUUUUAUAUAAGGAGAAAUGGUAAUUUCUAAAAUUAUACAGAAAAAUGCUUUAGUUGUUAAUGUGGUAUCUGAUAUAAUAAAGCAAUGUGCUACUGUUGUUAAGAGUUUCACUGAUUUACUGUUAAUGUAUGUAUAUAUGGUGCAGUUUUAUAUACUAAAUGUUUUUUUACUAAUAUAAGAUAUGCUAUUGUUUGAUAGGGAUGUGCUACUGUUGUAAAUAGAUAUAUGUUUUAUUGUUGUAAAAAUGAAUUUGUUAAUGUUGAAAAAUAUAUAUGUGCUAUUGUUGUAAAUAUAUUAAGUUAUAUUGUGAAAUAAAAGUACAGAUAUCCUUUUA
This is a messenger RNA of Mytilus californianus (California mussel), 6328 nucleotides long. RefSeq names its product serine/threonine-protein phosphatase 6 regulatory ankyrin repeat subunit C-like. The transcript is spliced from 9 exons. The record is from RefSeq and is a predicted model, not a curated record. Gene Ontology annotation, molecular function: protein binding. NCBI's taxonomy places the organism in Eukaryota, Metazoa, Mollusca, Bivalvia, Mytilida, Mytilidae. The coding region runs from base 180 to 5216 and encodes 1678 amino acids.